Molecule: messenger RNA, 1921 nt
Organism: Paramisgurnus dabryanus
Lineage: Eukaryota; Metazoa; Chordata; Actinopteri; Cypriniformes; Cobitidae
Gene: drd5a
Product: dopamine receptor D5a
Biological process (GO): positive regulation of MAPK cascade; G protein-coupled dopamine receptor signaling pathway; adenylate cyclase-activating adrenergic receptor signaling pathway
Cellular component (GO): plasma membrane
Molecular function (GO): dopamine neurotransmitter receptor activity, coupled via Gs; G protein-coupled receptor activity
Source: RefSeq, a predicted model, not a curated record
UUUGCUCUCUAUUUUCAUUUGUUUACCCAGCAUAGCCUACAUAACAGAAAUAUGAUGAUGUUGUUUGCUCCCUGUGACCCUGCAGAGGAUUAAAUCACUGCUUAAUCAAUCACGAGUGUACUUGGACUUGACUCUAAAUUGUAUAAUAACUGUGAUGAAGCCCAAAUUUAUCCGCGUGUAGCUCUAGUGUCCCGUUUAAUAUCACUAAUGUUAAUAAGAGAGAAAGGUUUGCAGCUGUGAUUGUAAUGGAGUCUAAACUCGGAUUAUCUUUUGAAUUUCAUUAAUUCGUUCUGCUCUGCAUGAAUGUGUGUGCGUCUCUCUCUCUCUCUCUCACACAUUCUCUCUAUCUUACUCUCUCUCUCUCUUUCUCUCAGAUAGCAGUGAAGAUUUUCCGCGCGCUCAGAGAGGUCAGACGCGCGUCGAGCUCCACGCGUCCGUCGGCGCACGAAUGUUUCGGACAGAAAUCAGUUGUUCUUCUUAAGUUAGUCUUUAAUAAUCGAGUUUGUAGAUCAUGCGCGAUACAACAGCAGAGGGGUCCGCGCGUAUACGCGUGCCUGAUGGCGACCCGUGACCACAACGGGAUUCACAAUGCCGAACCGAACCAAGUCCGAGACGCGAGCAAUGUUUUCACGCACGCUCACGGGAUGCCUGUUGUGCGCACUGAUUCUCUGGACUCUGUUCGGAAACAUCCUGGUGUGCACCGCCGUGCUCCGGUUCCGGCACUUGCGCGCAAAAGUUACCAACAUUUUUAUCGUGUCUCUGGCGGUGUCGGACCUAUUCGUGGCCAUGCUGGUGAUGCCAUGGAAGGCGGUGGCUGAGGUGGCCGGGUUCUGGCCGUUCGGUUCGUACUGUAACGUCUGGGUGGCGUUUGACAUCAUGUGCUCCACCGCUUCCAUCCUGAACCUGUGCGUCAUCAGCGUGGACCGAUACUGGGCAAUAAGCAGUCCGUUUCGCUACGAGCGCAAGAUGACCCAGCGCGUGGCUUUUGUGAUGAUCGGUGUGGCAUGGACUCUGUCCAUCCUCAUCUCGUUCAUCCCGGUGCAGCUGAACUGGCACAAAGCCGCCACCGAAACGAACGCGAGCGGCGACGCUCGGGCGUUGCGCGAAAACUGCGACUCGAGUUUGAACCGGGAGUACGCAAUCUCCUCGUCUCUCAUCAGCUUCUACAUUCCCGUUGCCAUCAUGAUAGUCACUUACACGCGGAUAUACCGCAUCGCGCAGAUUCAGAUCCGGAGGAUAGCAUCGCUGGAGCGCGCGGCCGAGCACGCGCAAAGUUGCCGGACGAACCGGCUCGCAUGCCAACACCACAACACGCUAAAGACGUCCUUCAACCGAGAGACCAAAGUUCUGAAAACACUGUCCGUAAUCAUGGGCGUGUUUGUUUGCUGCUGGCUGCCCUUCUUCAUCCUCAACUGCGUGGUUCCGUUCUGUGACAAACCGACCGGCGGUCCGAGCUCGGGUUUGCCGUGCGUCAGCGAGACCACAUUCGACGUAUUCGUAUGGUUCGGCUGGACAAACUCCUCGCUGAACCCCAUCAUCUACGCGUUUAACGCGGAGUUUCGCAAGGCUUUCGCCAGUCUGCUGGGCUGCCGGACACGCUGCUCCGGUACUCCCGUGGAGACGGUCAACAUCAGCAACGAGCUCGUGUCUUAUAACCAAGACACGCUGUUUCACAGAGAGAUCGUGAACGCGUACGUCGAAAUGAUCCCAAACGUAGUGGACUGUAUCGACACCGAGGACACGUUUGACAGGAUCUCGCAGUUCUCUCACAAUAACGACUCGGUUUGUGAUUUAGACGAGUGUGAGGCUGACAUGCGCGCCUCUUUCACUCCAAACGGAAUUCACGGACCGGGACCUUUAUCAUGAACGUUGGCGUCUGUUCCGUGUUUGAGGGGUAUUUCAAAGGCGCAUUUAAAGAACU